AUGCCUGUUUUAGAAAAAGACAUGCAGAAGAAGGAGAAAGAUUCACGCAGUAAAGAUGAGCCAGCAGUGCCUAAACUUCCAGUCCCACCACUACAACAGACCUUACAGAUGUACCUACGGUGCAUGAAACACUUGGUGCCAGAAGAGCAAUUUAGAAAGACCAAGAGUGUUGUGGAGCAGUUUGGAGUUGCAGGAGGCCUUGGGGAAUCCUUGCAGCUAAUCCUCGAGGAAAGAAGGGAAAAGACAACAAACUGGGUGUUUAACUACUGGCUGGAUGACAUGUACCUCAACAACCGGUUGGCUCUUCCAGUCAACUCCAGCCCAGCAAUUAUCUUUGCUCGUCAGAAUUUCAAAGAUGUAAAUGACCAGCUAAGGUUUGCUGCCAAUCUUAUUUCGGGUGUGCAAGACUAUAAAGCUUUACUAGACAGCCAUGCUUUACCUGUUGAUUUUGCUCGUGGACAGCUGUCUGGUCAGCCUCUCUGUAUGAAGCAAUACUAUGGACUCUUUUCUUCCUAUCGUCUUCCAGGACAUACCAAAGACACCCUUGUGGCCCAGAAAAGCUGUGUAAUGCCAGAACCAGAGCACAUCAUUGUUGCUUGUAACAAUCAGUUUUUUGUUUUGGAUGUUGUCAUUAACUUCCGUCGUCUCAGUGAGGGAGAUCUUUUCACUCAGUUACGAAAGAUAGCCAAAAUGGCAGAGAAUGAAGAGGAAAUGCUGCCUCCAAUCGGCUUGCUGACGACUGAUGGAAGAACAGAGUGGGCAGAGGCCAGGACGAUCCUUAUGAAAGACUCCACUAAUCGCGACUCUCUUGACAUGAUUGAACGAUGUAUUUGCCUGGUGUGCCUGGACAGCCCAAGCGGGGUGGAACUCAACGACACAAACAUGGCGUUGCAACUGCUACAUGGAGGAGGCUACCAUAAAAAUGGUGCCAAUCGUUGGUACGACAAACCUAUGCAGUUUGUGGUAGGAAGAGAUGGAGUCUGUGGCACCGUGUGUGAACAUUCCCCUUUUGAUGGCAUCGUACUGGUGCAGUGCACAGAACACCUGCUCAAGCACAUGAAAGAAAGCACCAAGAAAUUACUCCGAGCCGAUUCAGUAAGUGAGCUUCCUGCUCCACGGAGAUUAAGAUGGAAAUGCUCCCCUGAAAUUCAGGCACACUUGGCAUCAUCAGCAGAAAAACUCCAAAGGAUAGUAAAAAAUCUGGACUUUAUUGCCUACAAAUUUGUGAAUUAUGGAAAGGAGUUUAUUAAGAAACAGAAGACGAGCCCAGAUGCCUACAUUCAAGUAGCACUGCAGCUGGCAUUUUACAGGUGCCACAGGAGGCUUGUCCCUACUUAUGAAAGUGCUUCCAUACGCCGAUUUGAUGAGGGCAGAGUUGAUAAUAUUAGGUCUGCUACGUCAGAAGCAUUUGCUUUUGUGAAAGCAAUGAUUGAUGACAAGCCAGCUCUGUCGGAUUCUGAGAAGAUGCAGAGAUUUAAGGAUGCAAUUGCGGCUCAAACUAAUUACACUAUUUUGGCUAUUACUGGAAUGGCAAUAGACAAUCACCUACUAGGGCUGAGAGAGGUGGCACGAGAACACUUCAAGGAACUGCCAGAGAUCUUUACAGAUGAGACGUAUUUGACAAGCAACAGGUUCAUCCUCUCAACCAGCCAGGUUCCAACAACUAUGGAAAUGUUCUGCUGCUACGGGCCUGUGGUGCCUGAUGGCUAUGGGGCAUGCUAUAAUCCUCAGCCAGAGCAUAUAUUAUUCUGCAUCUCAAGCUUUAAAGACUGUAAAGAAACAUCUUCAGAUAGGCUUGCAAAAGCUGUGGAAGAAAGUCUCCUAGAAAUUAGAGAUCUGUGCAACAAAUGCAGCUCUACAGCAGCAAAGUCACUUGCUAAACAAGAGGAAGCCACACAGUUGCAGAGUGACCGCAAACUCUGA
Centrocercus urophasianus (Greater sage-grouse) is the source of this 1923-nucleotide messenger RNA. RefSeq names its product choline O-acetyltransferase (gene CHAT). Gene Ontology annotation, biological process: neuromuscular synaptic transmission; acetylcholine biosynthetic process. The record is from RefSeq and is a predicted model, not a curated record. Gene Ontology annotation, molecular function: choline O-acetyltransferase activity. NCBI's taxonomy places the organism in Eukaryota, Metazoa, Chordata, Aves, Galliformes, Phasianidae. Gene Ontology annotation, cellular component: neuron projection; cytoplasm. Bases 1 to 1923 code for a protein of 640 amino acids. The transcript has 14 exons.